This is a messenger RNA of Fundulus heteroclitus (mummichog), 5969 nucleotides long. It is a transcript of the gene usp32, whose product is annotated as ubiquitin specific peptidase 32. Bases 349 to 5166 code for a protein of 1605 amino acids. Lineage: Eukaryota; Metazoa; Chordata; Actinopteri; Cyprinodontiformes; Fundulidae. Gene Ontology annotation, molecular function: cysteine-type deubiquitinase activity; calcium ion binding. Gene Ontology annotation, cellular component: Golgi apparatus. The transcript has 34 exons. The record is from RefSeq and is a predicted model, not a curated record. Gene Ontology annotation, biological process: protein deubiquitination.
CUCUUUAGGACAGCUCGCUGCUCCACGAAAAAAAAAAACAUCCUGACAGCUCUGUUGUUGUGCACGUCGAGCGAACAUCGGGUUUUGUGUCUUUCAGAACCAGAAACAACCCCAACCUACGGGGGGAAGUCAGGCGGAUCACUUCGUUUCUGUUCCAGGCGUUGAUCAAGUGACCUGUAGAGCCAGAUCAUGUGACCCAGCAGCAGAGGCGUCGCUGAGAACGUUCACCGCGGACACACCGCCAGAGAGCCGUUUCACAAUAAACAGAUAAGGCAGCGACCAAGUGCUCUCGGAGCCGCUCGGAUUGCAAACGCUUCUUUCCUCGGAUCGCAAUGAAACGAGGGGAGCAUGGGGGCUAAAGAGUCGAGGAUAGGAUUCCUGUCGUAUGACGAGGCUGUCAAGAGAGUGACUGAUGUGGAGCUGAAGCGGCUGAAAGAUGCCUUCAAGAGAACCAGCGGCCUGUCGUGUUACAUGACCCAGCAGUGCUUCUACAGGGAGGUGCUGGGAGAUGGAGUUCCCCCCAAAGUGGCAGAGGUGAUCUACAGCUCGUUUGGAGGCUCCUCCAAAGGACUACACUUUAACAACCUGAUAGUGGGUCUGGUGCUGCUGACCAGAGGGCGUGAUGAGGAGAAGGCUAAGUACCUCUUCAGCCUGUUUGCCAACGAUCUCGGCGGAUAUGCUGCCAGGGAAGAUAUCGAGGCGGUUCUGCAGGUCCUUGAUGGAGAAGUGCCGUCCUCCCUGAAGAAGUGCUUUGCAGAGAGCGACAAGGUGAACUAUGAGCGCUUCAGGAACUGGCUCCUGCAGAACAAGGAGGCCUUCACUCUGUCCCGGUGGCUGCUCUCCGGAGGGGUGUGUGUCACGCUGACGGACGACAGCGACACGCCCACAUUCUACCAGACCCUUGCUGGUGUCACACACCUGGAAGAGUCUGACAUAAUAGAUUUGGAGAAGCGCUAUUGGCUGCUGAAAGCCCAGUCCAGGACCGGCCGCUUUGACUUGGAAACCUUCGUCCCGCUGGUCUCUCCUCCCAUCCAUGCCUCGCUGAGUGAAGGCCUGUUUCAUGCCUUCGAUGAAAAUCGGGACAAUCACAUCGACUUUAAAGAGAUCUCUUGUGGACUCUCAGCCUGCUGUAGGGGGCCUGUCGCUGAAAGGCAGAAAUUUUGUUUCAAAGUGUUUGAUGUGGACCGUGACGGGGUUCUGUCACGAGAUGAGCUCCACGAGAUGGUGGUUGCCUUGUUGGAGGUGUGGAAGGACAAUCGCACGGACACAAUCCCUGAGCUGCACAGUAGCGUGUCGGACAUAGUGGAGGAAAUCCUGAAGAUGCACGACACGACCAAGCUGGGUCACCUGACCCUUGAAGACUACCAGAUCUGGAGCGUGAAGAGUGCGUUGGCCAAUGAGUUCCUAAACCUGCUCUUCCAGGUUUGCCACAUAGUGUUGGGCCUCAGGCCUGCCACUCCUGAAGAGGAAGGGCAGAUCAUCAGGGGCUGGCUGGAGAGGGAGAGCAGACAUGGGCUGCAGCAGGGCCAGAACUGGUUCCUGAUCUCCAUGCUGUGGUGGCAGCAGUGGAAGGACUACGUUAAAUAUGACAGUCCCUGGUGUUGUCUUCCUGUCCAGGAGCAUAAAGGGAUCGUUGUGGAACAGCCGUCCAUUCUGAGCUCCUUCAGAACCCCCAUGGCCACAGCCACUGUGGAGCCCGCACAGCCCGACAGACACGGGGGUCUGGGAUCCUUUGGCCCCUCCAGCCCCUCAGAGGAGAAGUCCCCUGAUGCUGUGUCCAGUGCCUCAGAGGCGACAGAAACUGCAGCACUGAGUCCUCAGCUCGCUCCCUCAGCAGCAGAGAGCUGCUUCGCCCGUCAACACAACAUAUCAGAGAACAACAAUCAGUGCUUCUCUGGAGCCAAUGGCCACCUGCCCUCCCAGCUGACAGCACAAAGGCCCGGAGCCAUCGACAACCAGUCUCUGGUCACCACCGAUCCCAUAAAGGCCCCUACAUUAACCAUGGAGGGUGGCAGGCUGAGGCGAUCCUUGCAGCUGGUGCCUGGUAGAGACUUUGAGGUGGUGCCGGAGCCAGUGUGGCGGGCCCUCUACCACUGGUACGGUGCCAACCUCAGCCUGCCGCGGCCGGUAAUCCUGCAAAGCAAGACUGGUCAAGCAGAGCUGGAGCUCUUCCCCCGCUACCUCCUCUUCCUCCGCCAGCAGCCCGCCACGCGCUCCCCCCAGUCCAACAUCUGGGUCAAUAUGGGUAUGACCAGCCUGCGAAUGUUCCCACCGUAUUUGCCCCCACCAAGAGGAAACGUCCCAUCGCCAAACGCUCCUCUGAAGAGGAUGCUGGCUUAUACCGGCUGCUUCAGCCGCGUGGCCACCAUCAAGGACAUCCACCUGUACCUGUCACAGAGGCUCCGCAUCAAGGAGGAGGACAUGAGGCUCUGGCUCUACAACAGCGAGAACUACCUCACCCUCCUUGAUGAUGAAGACCACACUCUGGAAAGUCUGAAGAUCCUGGAUGAGCAGCAGCUGGUUAUUGAGGUCAGGAACAAAGACAUGAGCUGGCCUGAGGAGAUGUCCUUCAUCGCCAACAGCAGUAAAAUGGACAGACACAAAGUUCCUACGGAGAAAGGAGCGACGGGCCUCAGUAACCUCGGCAACACCUGCUUCAUGAACUCCAGCAUUCAGUGUGUGAGCAACACCAAGCCUCUGUCGGACUACUUCCUGUCAGGAAGACACCUCUACGAGCUCAACAGGACCAACCCCAUCGGGAUGAGAGGGCACAUGGCCAAGUGUUACGGAGACCUGGUGAUGGAGCUGUGGAGUGGGACGCAGAAGAGCGUGGCGCCGCUCAAGCUCAGGUGGACGAUAGCAAAGUAUGCCCCUCGUUUCAACGGCUUCCAGCAGCAGGACUCCCAGGAGCUACUGGCGUUCCUCCUGGAUGGCCUCCAUGAAGAUCUGAACCGGGUCCACGAGAAGCCUUACGUGGAGCUGAAGGACAGCGACGGGCGGCCGGACUGGGAGGUGGCUUCUGAGGCCUGGGAGAACCACCUUCGCAGGAACCGCUCCAUCGUAGUGGAUCUGUUCCACGGCCAACUCAAGUCCCAGGUGAAGUGUAAAACCUGCGGUCACAUCAGCGCCCGCUUCGACCCCUUCAACUUCCUGUCUCUGCCUCUGCCCAUGGACAGCUCCAUGCAUCUGGAGAUCACCGUCAUCAAGCUGGACGGCUCCACGCCUGUGCGGUACGGUCUGAGGUUGAACAUGGAUGAGAAGUACACAGGGCUGAAGAAACUGCUGAGCGAGCUGUGCAGCCUGAAGCCUGAGCAGAUCCUCCUGGCUGAGGUCCAUGCUUCCAACAUCAAGAACUUCCCUCAGGACAACCAGAAGGUUCGCCUCUCUGUCAACGGCUUCCUCUGUGCGUUUGAGGUCCCGGUCCCUGGUUCCCCAACAUCUCUGAGCUCGCCCACGCUCACAGACAUCACCCCAACCGCUAACGGCUCCGCUGCUAACGGGCACCUGAUCCCCAACGGUGGGCCCGGCACCAUGGUGCCUUGCAGCCCAGAGAUGCCCAUGGUCAACGGGGUUGCCAAUGGACAUAUCACACCUGUGCAGGAGAGCCCUUUCAUUGGCUACAUCAUCGCCAUGCACAGGAAGAUGAUGCGCACAGAGCUGUACUUCCUGUCAUCUCAGAAGAACCGCCCCAGCCUGUUUGGGAUGCCGCUCAUAGUUCCCUGCACGGUCCACACCAGUAAGAAGGACCUGUACGACGCCGUCUGGAUCCAAGUGUCCCGCCUGGCCAGCCCACUGCCCCCACAGGAGGCCAGCAACCAUGCCCAGGACUGUGACGACAGCAUGGGUUACCAGUACCCCUUCACUCUGCGGGUGGUGGGAAAAGAUGGCAAUUCGUGUGCUUGGUGUCCCUGGUACAGGUUCUGCAGAGGCUGCACCAUUGAGUGCACAGAGGACCGGGCUUCUGUGGGGAAUGCUUAUAUAGCUGUGGACUGGGACCCCACCGCCCUGCACCUUCGCUACCAGACCUCCCAGGAGAGGAUCGUGGAGGAGCACUGCAGCGUGGAGCAGUCUCGCCGGGCUCAGGCUGAGCCCAUCAGCCUGGACAGCUGUCUGAAGGCCUUCACCAGCGAGGAGGAGCUGGGCGAGGAUGAACUCUACUACUGCUCAAAGUGCAAGACCCACCGGCUGGCCACCAAGAAGCUGGACCUCUGGAGGCUGCCCCCAAUACUGAUCGUCCACCUGAAGCGCUUCCAGUUUGUAAACGGUCGCUGGAUAAAGUCUCAGAAGAUUGUUAAAUUCCCGCGGGAGAAUUUUGACCCCAGCGCCUUUCUGGCUCCCAGAGACCUGGAGCACCGCUCCCUCCACUCCCGCAGCGAGAGCGAGGACCUGCUGAGGGUCGGAGAAGACAACCUCUCUUCCAUCUCUGCUCCAGCCGGCUUCUGCAACCUGCCCAAAGCCUCUCCCGCCUCAAGCCGAAGAUCCGCUCCUUCUCUGAGUCGGAACAGCAGCCCCUCUGGUAGUCCAAAGUCCGGUGGUCGCAGACCGGGCCGGCUACGGCUGCCCCAGCUCGGCAGCAAGCACCGGCUCUCCAGCAGCAAGGAGAACCUAGACGCAGCCGCGUCUUCUGAAGCUGACUGCCGGGACGGUGCCCCACAGGCAGAGGCGGAGGCAGGAGGCGCGGCCGCAGCGGGGCUCGUCAGCUCAGGCGAUCUGAUGGCGUCAGAGUCCUCGUGUGGCACGGAGGCCUCCAGCAGCCACUGUGACGUGAUCCUGAUGAACGGAGACAGCAACGGGAUGGGAUCAGACUGCAGCAUAGAGAGCAACCUGGACCCCGACAGUUCUCUGCUUCAGCACAGAGACAUGUGUCUGGAUCCCCUCUACAACCUCUAUGCAACAUCAUGUCAUUCAGGAAUCAUGGGAGGGGGCCACUAUGUGACAUACGCCAAAAACCCCAAUGACAAGUGGUACUGUUACAAUGACAGCAGCUGCAAGGAAGUUAAUUCAGAGGAGAUCGACACCGACUCGGCCUACAUCCUGUUCUACGAGCAGCAGGGAGUCGACUACUCCCAGUUCCUGCCAAAGAUCGACGGCAAGAAGAUGGCCGACACCAGUAGCAUGGAUGAGGACUUUGAGUCUGACUAUAAGAAAUACUGCGUCCUUCAGUGAGCCUGCGCUGUCUUCCGCCAGUCGGCACGACGCCUACGUCCUGCUUUCAGCCCGCCGCUCACAGCAGGAGGCGCCGGCUCUUUGGAUCGCUCCGAACAAUUCUCCCAGACUGCUAAUGGCUCCAAGCCAACGGCCCUGUCUGCCUUUAGCCAGGCAUCGCAGCACUUUUUACUCAACCCAAAAAUCUAGAUUAGUGAGAUUUGCCCCACUCCACGCCUCCUUUUCCAAAGCACUAACGGGGUUACGCUUUGUUGAGCCCAGCAGGGAAAAAAACAGAAACCCAAAUCUUCCUUUGUGUAAUCCGCCAUAGCAUACCUGGAACAUUCAGCUGAACCUCUCAGAUCUCUGAAUGUACGCCAAUGUGACCCAGUCAUGACAUGAUGUUACUUUCGCACUGUGCAUUUAUCACCUGGGAUGGAUGGGAAGAACAAUGCCUCUGUGCUUCGGGUGUGAAUACAAGGCUUACGUUUGGAGACAGAUAAAGUUGGAAAUGCCAUCUGGAGCUAGUUGAAGAACACAGGAGACGUGUGCUGGUGUCACGUUCGCUGCCACAGGCCAUUAUGAAGUUAAAAUUCAUUAUCUAGACUAUUGGAUACUGUGAGAUGCUUGUAAAAGCUGUUUUCUUAGCGAUAGUGCGUCUCUAGGGUUAACGUCAUAUGCUACCUCAUCACUUCCCAUCAUGCAGUCUGUGCAGCAGCUGUAGCCUAAACGUUUGAAACAGUGUUAACGACAAAUAUGUUGUUCCUUCCAUUGUAGGAGACCAGGUACUUGCAUUUCAGAGUCCCUGCACCAAAACAAAAAAA